AUGUCCGGAGCAGAAAUCAUCGUUCCAAUCGCCCUAUUUUGCGGCAAGUUUUUCGCCCAGUUCAGUAUCAGUCUGCUCGAUACAGACAACGAUGCAGAAGCCUUCGUCAUGCUCGAGAGCAACGUCUUAGACGACAUUCACGAUGCCUACUUGUUUCAUAGGAAGCUUAUGAGAUACGUGGGAAAGGAGGAACUACUGAAGGAACGCGCUAUGGCCGCAAUUCGCAAAACGGAGGAGGCCAUGAAGAAAUUCCACAAACGCCUGAAGCAUGAAGGGUUCAGACAGAAUCUGAAGUUUGCACUCAGCGACCGCAGAGCGGCUCGCAGCCUCCUGCGGCCGCUUCAAUCCGCACAGUCAAAUCUAUCCCGCCGAAUUGACUGGAUGCGGAGCGCGUUGGAAAGCAGAUUGAAAGCAGCAUCACCUUCAAAAAGCGGUCAAGAGAGAGUUUCAACUAUUUCUCUCAAGGCUUUCUUUUUACUAAUUGAUUAUUUCCUUGGUCUCAUUUCGGCUUUCUAUCCCAGUGCCGCAAAUGUUCUCAUUCCCCCUUCUCUCAGCCUUUGGGAGAGGACUCGAUUCUUCACUCCGCCUGUGCGUAUUGAUGUCCCCAAAAAGGGAUAG
Messenger RNA from Fusarium falciforme, 618 nucleotides. RefSeq lists its product as hypothetical. The transcript has a single exon. Lineage: Eukaryota; Fungi; Ascomycota; Sordariomycetes; Hypocreales; Nectriaceae. The coding region runs from base 1 to 618 and encodes 205 amino acids. The record is from RefSeq and is a predicted model, not a curated record.